AAGCAAUUUUGGAUAACAGAACUAUUAGGAACAAGGUGUUAAUGGCAGUUGUUCAAUUUAUACUUGUUUGUAGUUUCAUAAAGUUUUAGGUUAAGUUUUAGUUGUUUCAUUUGCUUUGAAUUGUAACAGUUUAAAUGGAUGGAUUGAAGCGUUCCCAUGAUUUACAAAAAGUCAGAUAUAAUGGAAAAAUUAAAGAAUGUAGUAAACCUGCAAGCAGUCGUCAUAAAUUGUAUGACUCCACUGUACCUGACGGUGAAAGUAGUCUUGCAAAUUUGCCAAUUGUAAAACAAGCUGAUAAUGCAAAAUUGUUACCUAGAUACACAGCAGUUUUGGGAAGAAAUGUUGAUGAUGGUGUAUCUCGGGAUGCUAAUGAUGGGGUGAAAAUGGAGGACUUAGAUCAAUUACAGCAGGAUUUGGAAAAAUUGCUUUCUACUUCUGCAGUGAGACACAGACUGUUAAAAGCUGAAAUUGAAAAUAUUGACCAGAAAGAAGAACGAAGAGAGAACAAAAAGGGAAAACCAGUAGAUAAGCAGCCACCUCUAAAAAGGAAAAAAAUAGAUGAAAGAGUUAAAUAUAGGGAUGCAAAGAAUGGAAUAAGAUUGUUGAAGCCAAAACAUUAUAAUGUUCCACUUCACAGUAAUAUAGAUAUACAACAUAAGGAAGAAAUACCAAAAGUUACAAUUCCAAAAAAUGAUACCUCAGAUAAAUUUUGGCUGUCAAUUGAGCCAUAUUGUGCAGAUGUCACCAAGGAUGAUUUAGUUUUUAUUGAUGAAUUAAUAAAAGAAUGUUCACAAGAAAUAGAGGUAAAAAUUCCAGAAAUAGGUGACCAUUAUACUUUAGACUGGUUAGAAGAAAUGAUAAAUCAAGAACAAAGUUUGGGCAGUGGAACAAGAAACACUAAAAACAAAACUCUGACACUGAACCAUGAAUUAAAAAAGAAUGGGCUUAAUGCAAUGGUAGAAACAUUUUCUAGUCCAUUUACUCAACGUUUACUUGCUGCUUUAAUAGAAGAAAAGGUAAUAACAAAACUCCCUACACCUAAUGAUAAAAAUAAAGUUGUACAAGACACAAGUUCAAGUAUAAAUUCAAAUAAUAAAUCGCCAAAUGUCCCAGGUGCUUGCUUGGAAAGCAACAAUAAAAUAAAAAGGGAAGAAAAGGACUUUUUUAAGUUGCAUUAUCAAAAUCUUUCUACUGAAGAUGACAUCCUUCAAGAAAUAAAAAAAUGCCAGCAAGAAUUGGAAACAGUUAAUGCACAUAAUGUUACUGAACUUAAGAAACUGAAGGCAAUUGUAGAAAAAGAUUUGAAAAGACAAGAAGUGAAAGCUGAAUUAGAUCACGUGGAUAGUCAAGUCUUGGAAAUGUAUAAUAGAAUACUAAUGGCUAAGCAGAAACAACUUGCAGCUAAUGAAGAAGAAAGCUUUGAUAAAACAUUGUAUCAUAAACAUUAUACUAAAGAGUUUGAAAAUGAGGCAAACAAUAUUAUUAAAAAGCAAGUGUCUCUUAUUCGGGAAUUAACUGAAUUAUCUAAUAAUACACAUCUGUAUUAAUUUAUCAUGGAAAAAGGACACUUGUUACCAGUUGAAAUAAGAUUUUGAUUUUUUUCUUGAAAUUUACACUUUUACAAAAUUUUCUUAUGGAUAUUUUUCAGCAUGAUAUUUGAUUUGUGCAUAAGUAUGGGACUUGUUUUUUUUUUUUUAAUUUUACAUUUAUAUUUUACCAAGCAAUGUAUUCAUUAUUAAAUUAUUUAGGCAAAUUUUGGUCUACUUUUACAAAUUUACAAGCACUUGUUCAAAUUUCAUUUGAUUCAUCAGUAAAUGGUAUUACAA
Messenger RNA from Agrilus planipennis (emerald ash borer), 1826 nucleotides. RefSeq names its product transcriptional adapter 3-A (gene Ada3). Lineage: Eukaryota; Metazoa; Arthropoda; Insecta; Coleoptera; Buprestidae. The record is from RefSeq and is a predicted model, not a curated record. Gene Ontology annotation, molecular function: transcription coactivator activity. Gene Ontology annotation, cellular component: SAGA complex. The coding region runs from base 135 to 1547 and encodes 470 amino acids. Gene Ontology annotation, biological process: regulation of transcription by RNA polymerase II. The transcript has 8 exons.